Fraxinus pennsylvanica is the source of this 864-nucleotide messenger RNA. Lineage: Eukaryota; Viridiplantae; Streptophyta; Magnoliopsida; Lamiales; Oleaceae. The record is from the annotation of a GenBank genome assembly.
AUGGGAAGGCCUCCUUGUUGUGAGAAAGUUGGUAUCAAGAAAGGUCCAUGGACACCUGAAGAAGACAUCAUCCUUGUCUCUUACAUCCAGGAACAUGGCCCUGGAAACUGGCGUUCAGUACCUAUAAACACCGGUUUGUUGAGGUGUAGCAAAAGCUGCCGGCUUAGAUGGACUAAUUACCUGAGACCUGGAAUCAAAAGGGGAAAUUUCACUCCACAUGAAGAAGGAAUGAUAAUCCAUCUCCAAGCUUUAUUGGGCAACAAAUGGGCAGCUAUAGCUUCAUAUCUUCCACAAAGAACAGAUAAUGAUAUCAAGAAUUACUGGAACACCCACCUGAAGAAGAAGAUAAGCAAGUUUCACUCAACUUUGGAUCCCCAAACGGCAUCUAAUUCAACCAUUUUUCAGUUUACGUCCAAGAAUUACGCGGAUAAUUCUUCAGUAUAUGCCUCAAAUGCAGAAAAUAUAUCAAGACUCCUAGAAGAAUGGACGGGAUCAUCUUCAAAAACUAUCACUGCCCCUAAUGGAAAUCGCGAAGAAUUGCCAUGCAUUAUCAGCACGAAAAAUAGUCGAACUGAAUGUAGUUCUUCUACUACACCAUCAUUUCAAUGUUAUAGACCACAGGUUGAUCAGGAAGGCAAAAAUAUGAUCCCUACUGAUGAAUUUGAAUCUAUAUUGUCAUUCAAUAAUCUAAAUGCCACGGCCUGGAAAAAUUUGUCCUGCUAUUCGAGUCAAAGAGGUUCUGAAAUCAGUGACACUGAUCAGAAUACCAAAGCCGAAAACAAUCCUCCAUUGUCAUUUCUUGAGACAUGGCUGCUGGAUGAAGCUACAGGUCAAGAAGUGAUGGAACUGCCACAAAUAUUCUAG